Molecule: messenger RNA, 810 nt
Organism: Diospyros lotus (date-plum)
Lineage: Eukaryota; Viridiplantae; Streptophyta; Magnoliopsida; Ericales; Ebenaceae
Exons: 3
Coding region: 31-666 (211 amino acids)
Cellular component (GO): chloroplast
Source: RefSeq, a predicted model, not a curated record
GCCUCCACAACCACAGGCCACAUACAGCACAUGAAUGGAAGCAGCAGCCAAGCAGAGGAAGCAGAAGCAGCAAUGGCCCUUAAUUUCAGUUUUCUUUCUCUACCCACCGCCACAGCCACUGCCACUGCCACUGCCACUGCCACUGCCCCGUCGUUCCCCAACCCCAAUCAUAGUAAUAAGCAGCUGUGCCUCUUCAACUUCAAGACCCACCACUCUGCCUCCUCUUUUCUCGCAAGUGCUGUUGAUUCCCAACGUCAAACUGGAGGAGUUACAGAGGACGACGCCCCAGCUUUCUCCGGACCUUCAUCUACUGCUCGCACCCAGCUGGAUCUCUUGGAACAGCUCACUUCCAAUAGCUCAGCUGUUGAUGGUUAUCAGAGUGAUGGUAGUUCUCAGAAACUUACAAUCCGAGAUCAGCUUGCCAUGUUGGUAGGGGACCGAGAUGAUGAUUUCAGCAUUCCCUUGGGUAAGAAUUUAAAGAAGGUCAGUCCCAAGUUCUUAACUGUUUCCCAGAAGAGAAACAUCAGGAGGCAGGCAUACUUGGAUGAAGUAUCUCAAAGGAAUGACACGGUUUUCUUUGCCACUAUUGGAGCAUUUGUAAUUUUGCCCCCUAUUAUCAUACUAGGAAUUGCUAUAUUAACUGGUUAUGUGCAGCUUUUUCCAUGACCAGAUAGUCUUUGUACAGAAAUCACAGUUCUAUGUCCCAAUAUGAAAAUCUUUAUGGCUGAGUUAGGUGGGAUUUUCUCAUGAUACUUGUGUUAUAGCACUGAAAUCAUAGCAUCUGCUCCAAAACUUAGGAGCCUUCUUCUA